AUGGGUGAAACAAUCGCUAUUGCCGUCGUAGGCAUGUCAUGCCGGAUGCCCGGUGGUGCGAAUAGCCCCGAGGGACUUUGGAAAGUUAUUGAAAACGGCACGGCAACAUGGACACCUGUUCCUAAGGAGCGCUUCAAUGAAAAGGCCUUCCACCACCCCAAUAUCAACAACCCAAAUGGCACUAGCACCCAUCAGGGUGGCCAUUUCAUCGAUGCUGAUGUCCGAGACUUUGACCAUGCCUUCUUCCACGUCUCUCCCCAUCAAGCAGCGGCAACCGACCCUCAGCAACGCAUGCUGCUGGAGACGACGUACGAGGCGCUUGAGAAUGCUGGCUGGUCCCGUGAUGCGGUUGCCGGCUCCAACACAGCUGUGUACGCUGCAACCUUCACAGCGGAUUUUGAUCGAAACCUGUACAAGGACACGCUUGACCUUCCCGUACAUUACCUUGCGGGUUCGGAGGAGUCCAUUAUGGCUAACCGAAUCUCCCACGUUUUCGACUUGUGCGGGCCCUCUGUCGCUCUCGACACGGCCUGCUCAGGGGGUCUCAUCGCCCUCCAUCAAGCCUGCCAGAGUUUGACGCUCAACGAGAUUGACGCUGCCGUUGUCGUUGCCGGUAAUCUCACACUGAGCCCGGAUCACCACCUGGGCAUGGGCCAUCUCCAUAUGCUAAGCGACACGGGGCGCAGCUACCCAUUCGACACCCGCGGCUCCGGUUAUGGGAGGGGCGAGGGCUUCACAGUACUCAUCGUCAAGCGUCUUGAUGAGGCCCUCCGUGACAGAGACCCGAUCCACACCGUCAUCCGCGGCAUCGCCUCGAACCACGACGGCUACACAUCCAAGGGUCUCAACUACCCCAACGGGCAGUCUCAGGCGAAGCUCAUGCGGACCACUUACUCCCGAGCCUCCGUAAGGCCCCAAGACGUUGCCUAUGUCGAGGCACACGGCACCGGGACUGUGGCCGGUGAUCAAGAGGAGCUCCAGGCCAUUGCAGACGUGUUCGCCGGCCCUGGCCGUUCCCUGCCCCUUUACGUCGGCUCGCUCAAGGGCAACAUUGGCCACCUGGAGAACGGCAGCGGCCUUGCCAGCCUGAUCAAGGCUGCCUUGGUGCUUAAGCAUAAGAAGAUUCCGCCUGUUGCCGGUUUUAAAAACCCUAAGCCGGGCCUUCCUCUGGAUCACCUGAAUAUAGCCAAAACGCUGAUUGACUGGCCUCAUGCCGAAGGCGUCAUACCCCGUGUAUCCAUCAACAGCACAGGGUUCGGUGGUGCAAAUGCCCACGCCAUUGUUGAACCAGCUCCGCUAGUUGGUCUGCCGGGCCCAGACGUCGUUGAUCUUGCAGAAGAGCCACUCUUGUUCAUAUUCUCUGCCAACAGCCAGGCGUCAUUGCUUGCCAUGCUGGAGGCCCAUAGGGAUUGGGUUCGGCAACAGACAGAUCCAAAGCCGUUGAUAGACCUGUCUUAUACGCUAUGCCGCCGCCGCACCGCCCUGCGAUGGCGAUGCAGCUGCGUGGCAAAAGACCAGCUUUCCCUCCUGGAGAGCCUCGGCAAGGCGAUUUCCAACCCCCCAACCAAGCCUGUGCCUGAUGCAACGGAAGUAAACUUCGUCUUCACUGGCCAAGGGGCCCAAUGGGCCGGGAUGGGCCGUGAGCUGCUCACCAAAGCAAAGAACGGGUCUGUCUUCCGCGACUCCAUCCGGCGCUCCGGCGAUAUCCUACUGGCCCUCGGCGCACAAUGGGACUUGGAGGCAGAGCUUCUUCGCGAUGAAACCGAGGGGGAGGUCUCUUUGCUGAAUACGGCUGAGGUAGCGAAGCCUGGCUUAACCGCUAUACAGGUGGCGGUCGUGGACCUACUACAAUCCUUAGGUGUGAAGCCACAUGCUGUAGUCGGCCACUCAAGUGGAGAGAUUGCCGGAGCAUACGCAGCCGGCCACAUCUCUCAACGUGCGGCCAUUGGUAUAGCCUACCAGGGAAGCUUCCAGGGAUCAGUUGCCAAAUCCCGCGGCCUGCCUCGCGGAGCCAUGAUGGCCGUUGGUAUGGGCGAAGAGGAAAUGAAGCCUUACAUGCAGGGGUUAACUUCAGGCGAGGCUCGCAUCGCAUGUGUCAACAGUCCGAAAAGUGUCACUCUGUCCGGAGACGCCGACGCGAUCGAUGAAGUGGCAGUAAGAUUGGCUGCCGUGUUAGAUCAGAGCAUAUUUCAUCGGCGGUUGCAGGUUGAUACAGCUUAUCACUCGCAUCACAUGCUCAACGUGGCUGAUGACUACCUUGAGCGUCUGGCGAGCAUGCCAACAGAGGGCAAGAUCCCCCCUGCCGAACAUGUCUUCUUCGUUUCUUCCGUGACGGGCCAAGUCAAGACACAAGGUUUUGAUAAUGAAUACUUUGUCGCUAACAGCGUGUCGCCCGUCCGCUUCAGCGACGCUGUUGAGACAUUGGUGCGCUCGGUGGUCCGAGAAUCAAAGCCAGUCUUCAUCGAGAUUGGUCCUCACUCGGCACUCGCUGGCCCUUUCCGGCAAACCCUAGCCCAUCUCAACCACGAACCGAAGCUGGACUUUGGCUAUUCUUCUGUCCUGCAAAGAAAGACCAAGGCUAAUGUGAGUUCUCUCUCUCUCGCCGGAUUCCUGUUUGAGCGUGGCGUACAUGUGGACUUUAAGGCUGUUUCAGCGCUGUCACCCGCACAUGAAACGGCUAUCGUCCGGUCAGACUUACCAGCCUACAAAUGGGAUCAUACCGUCAAACAUUGGCACGAGUCACGGAUCAGCAGAGAUUACCGCCUAAGACCAGACCCGUACCAUGAUUUGCUCGGAGUUCGCCUGUCUGAUUCAACGGCCAUUGAACCUAGAUGGCGGCAUAUGGUCGGGCUUGCAACUCUCCCCUGGCUCGCCGACCACGUUGUUGAUGGCCUCAUUAUCUUUCCCGGGUCCGCCUAUCUUUGCAUGGCCAUCGAGGCUAUUGUACAACUCACUCGCCAAAAGCAUCCAUCCAGGCCCUUGGAAACAGUAUCGGUCACCGAUAUUUCAUUCUUAAGGGGCUUAGUGAUCCCUGAUUCCGCUCAGCAACGCGUCGAGGUGCAGUUAAGCUUUGAGCCAAAGCCCAAUACUACGACAGGAUUUAGAUUCCGCAUAACAGCGCUUACUGAUGGGCAGUGGUAUGAGCAUUGCAAGGGUGAUGUUGAGGGCGUCUUGGUAGAGGACGACUCCUCUAACGAACUACGUUCUUGGCCGGCGGCGCUACAACCGUCGUCCAGGAAGCAUGCCACCACAAUAACACCGGAUGACGUCUAUCGAGAGCUCGCCGAGGCUGGCAACAAGUAUGGGCCGACUUUUAGAGGCAUCCAGUCAUUUGAAAUGACUGAUGAAUACCUUGAUACGUCUACUGUUAUUGUGAUUCCAAACAUGUCAGAAACAAUGCCAGCUCGGCACCAAGAACCACACAUCAUUCAUCCCUCGACACUCGACAUCAUAUUCCACACGUGUAUUCCCAUGAUCGGCCGCCAUCUUGGAAAGGGAGCUGCCAUGCCUGUUCGAUUGGAAGAGCUAUUACUAUCAGUAGAUAUACCGAGCAGCCCCAGCUCCGAGUUGUCUGUUCUUGCGACGCUCACGUCUAGUCACUUUCGCGCCGCGCAUGCAGACAUGUCUGUAACAACCAGCAACGGAAAGCCAAUUUUAUCUAUUACUGGAAUGGAGCUGCGCAGCUUGGCUUCACAUGAUACGCUGGGUAACAAAAAUCCCGAGAUUUGCUACACAAUGAACUGGCAACCUGAUGUCGAUCAUCUUCACGCUGAGGGGGUUUCUUCUUUCCAUGACCUCGUUGGCUACAUUUUCUUCAAAAGGGCAGAUUUAAGAGUUGCGCACAUUCAAUCAAUGGAUCACAGUGAUUUGACUCUUUCUUUUAUUGGAUCAGUGGACGCUCACCGCGGCUCAAUGUCGAAGCUUGAUUUACUUGACCUAGGAGCAUUCCCACGCGAGCAAGCCGAUCUGAAAUUCCUUGGCUUCCCCAAAGUUCGUCGUCAGCAACUACACGAGGAGAGUUCAAUUGCAGAUCAGGGUUUCGAGGAGAACUCCUAUGAUGUUGUCCUCAUCUCAGAUAUCGGGUUGCUGAGCCUUUCUGUCCGCCUCCUCAAACCGGGCGAGUUACUCGUGGUCACGCUGAAUGAGGGCCAAGUUCAAAGCUUAGAUACAGCUGUGCAAGAUUUCGACAUUGAGCUUCAAACUCAGCUGGAGAUCUAUGAUACCGCCCAUGCGAGCAAGGUUAUUAUGUUACGCAAGUCAAAACCCACGAGCGACAUUGAGGCGCCCAGCAACAUCCAGAUCUUGACUCACUCCUCGCAUCGGCAUAUUUCUGGCUGGGUCAAAGCAUUACAAAAGUAUCUCAGAAAUCAUCUCAAUUGCAUAAUCAGCAUUGACGCUUUCAAUAUGGAUUCUGUGUGUAGCCAUAACAGGAGCGCUACCAGUCUUAUUAUUGUAGCCGACGACCAACCUCAGUCACCGAUACUCUCCGAUGCUUCUUGUUUCAAGGCUGUCGCACGUCUGCUCAAACAGGAGCCAGCAAAUGUUCUUUGGAUUAGUCCAGAUGAGCCUCUCCCAAUGCACCAAAUUGUAGGCUUUUCCCGGACUGCCCACGCUGAGAAUGAUCGACUCCGCCUCACCACAGUUCAUGUUGCGCCUACAGUGCUAGGUGGCAUGGAAAAUAGUAGACAAGAAAUGAGUGAGAAGCUCCUCAUAUUUCUAAGCAGCGUCUUGCGUUCCCUGAGUUCCCAGACAUUCCAUUUCGAGCGAGAAUAUCGGGUGAAUGAAAGUGGGACUAUUCUUAUACCGCGCUUGCAUCCCAGCCAGGAGUUGAACCGCUCUAUCCAGCAAGAUCAUGAUGGAGGUUUCCAUAUCGAAUCUUGUCGGUUCAUGGACAAGGAACGGCCCCCCUUGGUCAUUACAGGCAGCAAUGGAUUGGCAGGCGAGGCCAUCUUCAUCGAGGAUAAUAAACUCAUUAAUCUACCUUUGGAUGCUGCCGAGAUAGAGAUAGAGACUCAUGCUACUUCUGUGUCUCAGCAAGAGGCAACUGGGCGCCAAUCAUUCUACGAGUAUGCUGGAGUGGUCUCCAAGGUUGGUUCUCUUGCCAAACCCUUCACAGUAGGUGAUUUUGUCGUCGCCGUAAGCCCAGUUAUGGGCGCCAGCCGUCUGCGUGUUUCAGCGGGGAAUGCCGGCUUGUUAUCAUCUACAGUCAGUUGUAGCAUAGGUGCCGGGCUUCUUGCGAGCACCAUGACAGCCUGCCAUGCCCUGGGCGAACUCGCUUGCCUUCCAGCCGCCGGCACGCUAUUUAUACAUGGUGCCUUGAGUACAGUUGGCCGGGCUGCCAUAGCUGUUGCAUUUUCUAGAGGUGCACAUGUCAUCGUUACAGCGCGUGAUAACAGAGAAGCAUGCCUGUUGGGAGAUCAACUGGGUAUAAGCGCAGACAACGUUCUAGUGACCAGGGCUUCAUUAUACCGACGACGAUCCCGGGUUGUUUUCGGUAGAGGGGGAAUCGAUGUAAUACUACAAGUCAACCAAGAUCCUGUUCCUCCAGAGGCAGUGCCAUAUCUUAAGCGCAAUGGGCGGUUUGUUAUAAUAGGCUCCGUCUCUUCUGCCACUCUUCCCGGUGUAGCUGCUCUCCCAGACGGGGUAAGGGUCUUAUACUGCACAGCGGAGGACAUUGUUCAAAAUCCAGGCCCUAGCUUAGUUGCCCAGGCUGCCGAUGUGCUUUCUCACGUGCCCCGAACCGGUUGGGACUAUUGGGUACGUGAUGUGUCUUUGGCAGCCGACGCCCUCCAGCUUGUUCGCAGCCGCACUACUAGCAAAGUCGUUCUCCAGGCAGGACCCGACUCAUUCGUGCAGGCCGUGGUCCCAGAUCCACCCAAUACAAGUCUGCUUUGCGAUGAUGCUUCGUAUGUUGUCGCUGGUGGUCUCGGCGACCUCGGGCAACGUCUCAUGAUACUAUUGGCGCAGCGCGGUGCAAGGCACUUUGUGACACUUUCAAGACGAGUUGCGGACACCAUUGAAAAAAGAGAUUUGCAAGCUCGGCUGGACCAAGUUGCGCCAGGGUGUUGCGUCUAUUGCAUUAGCUGUGACAUCACAUCAGAUUCAAGCCUCCAGGAUGCAGCCGAGUCAUUACGAAGAAUGGGAGUUCCCCCUGUACAUGGUGUGAUACAGUCGGCCAUGACUCUAGUCGACCGGACACUAGAUACGAUGACAUUCGACGAUUUUAAGGCGGCGACGGGAGUCAAGGUUGGCGGUACAUUGGCGCUUGAGCGUGCCUUUGCCUCGCCGGACCUUGACUUCUUUCUAUUAAUGUCAUCUGCCGUCACUAUCGUUGGCACCAGCGGGCAAGGCAACUACAAUGCGGGCAACGCAGUCUUGGAUGCCUUGGCCCAUGUUCGUGACAAGGCCAGUUCCCACUUCAUGUCGAUCAAUAUCGGUCUGAUUGAGGAUACGACUUCGCACGUGGCCAACUUGGAGGCAUGGACGAGGAGUCUAGCUCGCGCCGGCCUGAAGCCCGUUGGUCCUGAUGAAUUUACACGUUUCUUUGACCACAUACUCAGCGUCAUCAGUACACAAACCAGCAGCGUUGAAUACAAACAAAUUCACCACGCCAUGUUCGGUUUUGACGGGGAAAGCCUGCUAGGUACAACUUCUCGAAAUGCCACUUGCCACUCUGCCUUGUUCAUGCAUGUCUUUGAUGCAAAGCUGACUUCCACAUCGACCACAAACACAUCUGACGGCGGCACUGCCCCGCGGACACUAGCAGAGGUUCUCGAAUCUGGCGAAUCGGCGCCAUACUUCAUCUCAAACGCCAUAGCAGAUCGGUUAGCACGGCUCAUCUCAGCCGAUAGCACCAGCAUCGACCAAGAGAGUCGCUCCAUCUUGGAACUGGGACUCGAUUCACUGGUCGCGAUUGAGUUGCGCAACUGGAUCAUGUCUCAGUUCGAUGCACCGCUCCAGUCGUCGGAGAUUCUUACCAACCAGACCAUAUAUGCUCUUGCUGGGAAGGUGCUCGCGCGUUCCAGUAUUGCGGCCUUAACGUUGUCUGAUGACAGCGACUUGGCCGUGGAGACGCCGGAUUCAACUCAAGGGUCUGAUGGACUUAGCCACCCGCCUCUUCCCAUUCCAUCGCUCAGUGAUACCUUAAAUCGGUUCAAGGAAUCGCGGCGUGCUGUCGAUUCAGACACCAAGCAGCACAUAACUGCCAGUGCUGUGCAGACCUUUGAAGAAGAUGUUGGCCUCAAGUUGCAGAAACGUAUCGAGGACGCUGGCCCUGAUGCCAUUAGCGACGCGUUUGAUCAGCUCAUCUACCUUGAAUGGCGUGAGCCGCUUAUGGAACAGGGCCAAUUCUACUUUGUUCAUUCACUCGAAGCCCCUGUACAUUCUCAGCUGGCUCGCGCAGCCACUCUAACGAUGGCUACCAUGCAGUUUGAACGUCUUCUCGUUGCUGGGCAAAUCGCUCCGCACAGUUUGCAUGGUGUACCUGUAUCGAGCAAAGGACAUGAGUGGCUGUUUGCAACAACUCGGUGUCCCGGUCUUGUGGCGGACCAGAUGAUACGCUAUCCUCCGAACUCGACAGUAGCUAUUCUCCGUCGCGGCCACGUAUUUCUGCUAGAGCUCCCCAAUCGUGACACGGAAAUGGAGUUAUCUAGGAUAUAUGCCGCCUAUCAAGAGAUCAUAAAGGUUUCCGAGAAGCACGCAGUCCCCGUCUGUACUCUGACUUCGAAUGAUCGGGUUACUUGGACCAAGGCUCGGGGCAAAAUCGAAUUAGAUACCGAUAAUGCCUUAGCGCUGGCGUCUAUCGAGUCUGCCGCAUUCGUCGUGUGUCUUGAUGAUGAAGAGCCCACGACGGCGGGGGAACGCCAUAUGCAAUUUCUCCUCAACGGCACCAGCCACCACAUGGAAAAUCGAUGGACUGACAAGCCCUUCCAACUCGCGGUGGCUGCCAACGGCGUAUCAGCAGGCAUCUACGAUCAUUCAAAGGUUGACGGCUUAGAUGGACGAGCCAUGCACCGAUAUAUCACUCAAUCUCUGUUUGGCUUCGCCAGCUCCGAGCUAGAGAGUCUCGCAGUCAAUGUGAGCUCAUACCCUGUGCGCAAGGUUACCUGGAACUUGACGCCAGACACAAUACAUGACAUUGAGCUUGCUCAGCAGCGCUGCAAGAUCAGCUACCACGCCCUCGACUACCAGACCUUCCAGGUCAGCAACCUCAACCCUACCCAACUACGCAAUCACCGUGUGUCCCCGAACGCUACAGCUUAUCUCACAACUGCACUUGCCACAUAUCUUGUUGAUGGUAGGGUCCGGCCGUCCUGGGAGGUGGUAUCGCAGGCUCAGUAUGCUCGCGGACGCAUCGAGUGGGUGCAGACCGUCACACCCGCCGUGCGUGAUUUUAUCGAGGCUGCCGCAGCCAGCUGCGCAACACGAGACAUAUUUAAUGCGGCCGCCUCUUCCUAUUCACGAGCCAUCUCCACGGCUGCCGCGGGACAGGGCUUUGUGAACCAUCUAUACGCGCUGCGCAUGGCACUGAAGCCAGGAGAGGAGGUGCCUGAGAUAUUUGGCACGCAUGCUUGGCAGGCCACGCGCCGUGGGGGGUUAGAGCAGGGUCUCAAGACGGGAUUCAUGCCCGAGGAUGACGAUGAACAAGAGGAGCGGUUGUACGGGUGGCACUGGGACGCGGGCUCGUUCUUGGUGACGGGAGAGGGGAACGCCUAUAUCCACUGUGAUGUUCUGAAAGACAAUAUCAGUUUUACCGUCUCGGGAGAUGCUGAGUACACGGCGGCUGUUCACGAAGCGUUGAAGCAGGCUUCUGAGACGGUAUCCUCUAUUCUAAGACCCUUUCACUACGCCAAGGCGGUGGGAGUAUUCGUCAAGUCAACUAGUUGA
Molecule: messenger RNA, 8886 nt
Organism: Clonostachys rhizophaga
Lineage: Eukaryota; Fungi; Ascomycota; Sordariomycetes; Hypocreales; Bionectriaceae
Source: the annotation of a GenBank genome assembly